UUCGCGCUCUUCAGUACGCAUGUAUCGAUAUAUCGAUGUGAUUCGCCUCUCGAUUUGAAGGGCAAGCCAAAAACAGGUUUUUUAGAAGGCGGUGCACGGCGAAGCGGCGUAACGAGAAGACGGUCGUCGCUAUCAUCUUCCAAAAAGUCGUAAAAGAUGGAGGACCAGGCCAAAAUGCCAGGCUUCAACAACCCUGUUGGGACUUUUAAAAUUUUCGUCGGCAAUUUAGCCGACAAAACCACAGCCGAUGACUUACGACCUCACUUUGAGAAAUAUGGAAAGGUUGUGGAAUGCGAUGUGGUGAAAAACUACGGUUUUGUGCACAUGGAAAAAGACGAGGAAGGACGCAACGCCAUUUCAAACUUAAAUGGCUUCUCCAUUGACGGCAACGCCAUCAAAGUUGAAGCUGCCACCAGUCGCAAGGGACCCGCAUCUCAAACUACCAAGAUCUUUGUUGGUAACUUGACAGACAACACUAAAGCUGCAGAGAUUCGUGAGCUCUUUGGAAAGUUCGGAACUGUUGUGGAAUGCGACAUUGUGCGGAAUUAUGGCUUCGUGCACAUGGAGACAAGUGACAACGUUGCUGGAGCAGUGAAAGAACUUAAUGGCUCUAUGGUUGAUGGUCAGCCCUUGAAAGUACAAAUUUCAACCAGCAGAGUCCGACAGCGGCCUGGUAUGGGAGAUGCUGAGCAGUGCUACAGAUGUGGGCGUGGAGGACACUGGUCCAAGGAGUGCACCAAGGGUAGCAUGAGGAACGGAUUCAGGGGCCCAAUGUUUGGACGAGAGCCCUACCCACCACCUCCCCCACCUCCAUUCAUCAGAGAACGCAUGUUCGGCAUGAGGGAUAGCUACUAUGAUGGCAUGUAUGACCGCCCUCGCUACGAUGAGCGUGAUCUGUUCGAACGCCGUGGUGGUUACCCAGAUCUCUCAAGAGCUCGUGCUGAUUACUUGACACCCCCUCUUCCUCGCCGUGACAUGCCUCCUCUACCCACCCUUGGCACCCGCAGAGAGCCUGCCUUUGAUCGCCCUGCUGCAGCAUAUGAAGGAUUCACUCGCCGAUCUCCGCCAGCUGCUGCUCGCUAUGGCUCGACCUCGCGGUACGCGCCGUAUUGAUGCCGUGUUGAUCCGAUUCCGGCGAAUGGGAUCGUCGAGCCGAGAGACGGUCCGAGCUGAGUCGGUCCGGUCCGGUCCGGUCGUGGCGUGCAGUGGCGUGGCAUCGCGUCGCGAAGGCGUCGCGAAGGCAAGGCGCGGGAAUCGCAAUGAUCGGGAGCAUUCGUCGAGGGAAUUCGUCGGCAAACUUCAAAGUCUUCUUCCAUAGCCGUUUUUGGCAUCUUCCCGUUUGCUUUUGUAUUAGUUAAAUUUGACAUAGCUAAGGAUUUGUCUUUGGGAAGACGUGUGUUGAUAUUCAUUGUUGUUUCAACGGAAUUGCCACGUAACGGAGUGCAUGUAGUUAAGUAACUGGUUGUCCUCAACGUGUUGCAUUCAACAAUUCUUUGACAACCUCUCAUUUUAAUUAACAACUCAUUUGUAUUGAGUUAGUGAUAUAUCGAUUGCUGCAAUAUAGUUAAGGUUAUUUAUCAGAAAAUAAAGAAUAAUAUCACAGUACAAUGCUGUAGGUAGGAGAUGUCCUUUAUAAUGUAAGAUUUUUUUAAUUUUAUGACGCUAUUGAGAUGUGUAGCUAUUAACUAUGUCUUUUCUACAAUCGCUGAGCAAAAUACGUUGAAUGCUUUAAGAUCAUUUUAUUGUUUAUAUCAAGAGGAUAGACUUACUAUCAUUAUCAUUUUGCUGCACAUAGCAUCUAUAUUUUCUAUAGUAAAUCAUGAUGUGAGCUCUAUAAGGCCAUGUCUCCUCGGGAUUCUGGUUCUUGUAUAUUUUCAAAGGGUUUGCAUUUUGUCAUCUUCAUUGCAGUCAAACCUGAACCUCUGAUUUCUCAAAGCUUUCCUUUUUUUGUUUUUGGUGAUGUUAAAAUAAAUGUGGGGUAGAUCCCAGAGAAUUUUUACUUUGUCAUUUGCAACAAAAUGGCUAACACUUCAGUUUUAUUUUUUCUUUUGCUAUGAAGGCUGCUUUAUUGGAAGAACUGCAACUACUUUUGCUACAUCGAGACACUUUUUAUUUAUUAGAAGGCUUGUUGAGGUACACAAAUCCUGCACAUGGAGGAAAUCAAGCUGCCAUAUUUUACUUACUCACUUAAAAAAACAAUUGCCUUGAGCUUUUAUUGCCUUGGGGGAGAUGCAUGUCAUGUGGUGGAUAAUUUGGUCAAGUUGUUCAGGAUUGUGGCUUUGGGGAACAGCUUUUGUAAAUGCCUGCUUGUUUUGCUCCAUUUGGGUGUAACUUAUUUUUUCAGGAUCUACUUGACACUGCUUCUUGGCUUUAUUCGUGCAUCAUGUAAAUAUGGCAUUUGAUGUGUACUUGCAUGUCGAUGUAUUUGUAUUUAACAAUGAUUUUCUCCAUAGUCAAAUUUGCUUAUGAGAAGCCAUCCCCUCAAAUAUGUCAGACAUCUUCUGCACUCGCGAAUGAAAGUUUCUUAACAAUUAUGAACCCUUAACAAAUGUUGUGCAAGUUGCAAGUCGCGAACUGAAUUAUUUCCAUGUUAUUCUUACGGCUACGGAAUUGAUAUUGAAGGGUAAACCUUAAAUGUGUCGCCAGGUUGCUUAUCAGUACACCAAAACUGGGGGAUUUGAAUAAUAAAUUUUAUGACAAUUU
Messenger RNA from Thrips palmi, 2703 nucleotides. Its product is annotated as RNA-binding protein lark-like. Bases 157 to 1113 code for a protein of 318 amino acids. The transcript has 7 exons. Gene Ontology annotation, cellular component: cytosol. The record is from RefSeq and is a predicted model, not a curated record. NCBI's taxonomy places the organism in Eukaryota, Metazoa, Arthropoda, Insecta, Thysanoptera, Thripidae. Gene Ontology annotation, molecular function: mRNA binding; zinc ion binding.